AUCCACGAUCAUGUCGAAAACACGCCAAAGGCGUAUUGAAAAACCCGAUUCGUUCGAAAAAGAAAAAAUUCGAGAAACGCGAAAGAAAAUAUCGGUGCCGCGUAAAAAAGUCGCGAAUGAUAAAAAAGAAACGAGUCUCUGGUGAACUAUCAAAAAAAGCUCAUAUUGCGCCUUACGGGCAAAGAACAGCAGGAAACAAAGAAGGAUGACAUCUCGUCGAACAAAUUGAUAAAAAUUCAAUUAUAGUGAAACUACGAAAACAAAAUAAGCUAUUGACGCAGCAAAAUAAACAGCUGAUUGAGCUGAAUUCAACUUCGCCGCAUGUUAUUCAAAUGUCUAAGGAGGCUCGUCAAAUAUUAACAAUGCUGCGAAGCGCCAAAAAAUGAAUGACGACGAACGGAUCUACGACUGUUCCCCAUACAUGCUCAUGUCCAAUUAAUCGGGAAGAGAAUAACAAUGCUGAAAAUCCACCAGCACUUGCUUCUCCACAGUACGAAAAUAACGAUACAAAAAUUGAAGUGGAUUUGCCAACGUCCGACACUGAGAUAGCCAAUGUACAGAUUAUUGCUGCGAAUGAGGAAAUUGAGGUGGAUGGAAGCCAUGAUUUCAUUUUCACGAAGAUACCUGUUUUGACAGUAUCAAAUCCAUUGUUGCAGCAAUCACUCAUAGAAAAUGUUCAAAUGGAUUUAGUUAACUUCGGCGGGAUUCUCGUUUCAAAAAAGGCGUUACAGAGCUGUCACCAAACCAAAAUUUCGAAGCUAACCACGGAUUUAAUGACCGUCGUAUUUUCGGCAACGGAGAUGGCCGAAUCCUCUCUCACAGGCAAAAUCGCAAAAAUGCACAAAGAGCGAAAUAAAAGUGGCGAAGUUCGACAAAAGAAGGAACUCGAUCCUUCUAAAAUUCAAGCAAUCAUCGGACACGUUCAGGAACGGAUUCAAGGUGCAACUGAAGCGGAAAUAAAAAAAGCGCUCAGAGGAAAACUAAAAUACGAAAGUCAAAAGCAGUACGGCGUUGGCUAUAAAAAAGUCCAGAACUGCUAG
Cephus cinctus (wheat stem sawfly) is the source of this 1040-nucleotide messenger RNA. RefSeq lists its product as uncharacterized. Lineage: Eukaryota; Metazoa; Arthropoda; Insecta; Hymenoptera; Cephidae. Gene Ontology annotation, biological process: positive regulation of neuron differentiation; negative regulation of Notch signaling pathway. The record is from RefSeq and is a predicted model, not a curated record. Gene Ontology annotation, molecular function: DNA binding; transcription corepressor activity. The transcript has 4 exons. The coding region runs from base 387 to 1040 and encodes 217 amino acids. Gene Ontology annotation, cellular component: nucleus.